AGAGACGCGCGAGCCUCGGCAGCCCGGAACCGGCCUUGGAGCGUUGGUGGAACCUGAGAACGUUUGCCCUCCCGCCCCAUGGAGCGGCCCCCGGGGCUGCGGCCGGGCGCGGGCGGGCCCUGGGAAAUGCGGGAGCGGCUGGGCACCGGCGGCUUCGGAAACGUCUGCCUGUACCAGCAUCGGGAACUUGAUCUCAAAAUAGCAAUUAAGUCUUGUCGCCUAGAGCUGAGUACCAAAAACAGAGAACGGUGGUGCCAUGAAAUCCAGAUCAUGAAAAAGUUGAACCACUCCAAUGUUGUAAAGGCCUGUGAUGUUCCCGAGGAAUUGAAUUUUUUGAUUAAUGAUGUGCCUCUUCUAGCAAUGGAAUACUGUUCUGGAGGAGAUCUCCGGAAGCUACUCAACAAACCAGAAAAUUGCUGUGGACUUAAAGAAAGCCAGAUACUUUCUUUACUGGGUGAUAUAGGAUCUGGGAUCCGAUAUUUGCAUGAAAACAAAAUUAUACAUCGUGACCUAAAACCAGAAAACAUAGUUCUUCAGGAUGUUGGUGGAAAGAUUAUACAUAAAAUAAUUGAUCUGGGAUAUGCCAAAGAUGUUGAUCAAGGAAGCCUGUGUACAUCUUUUGUGGGAACAUUGCAGUAUCUGGCCCCAGAGCUCUUUGAGAAUAAGCCUUACACAGCCACUGUUGAUUAUUGGAGCUUUGGGACAAUGGUGUUUGAAUGUAUUGCUGGAUAUAGGCCUUUUUUACAUCAUCUCCAGCCAUUUACCUGGCAUGAGAAGAUUAAGAAGAAGGAUCCCAAGUGUAUAUUUGCAUGUGAAGAGAUGACAGGAGAAGUUCGGUUUAGCAGUCAUUUACCUCAACCAAAUAACCUUUGUAGUUUAAUAGUAGAACCAAUGGAAAACUGGCUACAAUUGAUGCUGAAUUGGGAUCCUCAGCAGAGAGGAGGACCUGUUGAUCCUACUUUGAAGCAGCCGAGAUGUUUUGUAUUAAUGGAUCACAUUCUGAAUUUGAAGAUAGUACACAUCCUAAAUAUGACUUCUGCAAAGAUAAUUUCUUUUCUGUUACCACCUGAUGAAAGUCUUCAUUCACUGCAGUCUCGUAUUGAGCGUGAAACUGGAAUAAAUACUGCUACUCAAGAGCUUCUUUCAGAGACGGGAAUUUCUCUUGAUCCUCGGAAACCAGCCUCUCAGUGUGUGCUAGAUGGAGUAAGAGGAUGUGAUAGCUAUAUGGUUUAUUUGUUUGAUAAAAGUAAGACUGUGUAUGAAGGACCAUUUGCUUCCAGAAGUUUAUCUGACUCUGUAAAUUACAUUGUACGGGACAGCAAAAUACAGCUUCCUGUUAUACAGCUGCGUAAAGUGUGGGCUGAAGCAGUGCACUACGUGUCUGGGCUAAAAGAAGACUACAGCAGGCUCUUUCAGGGGCAAAGAGCAGCAAUGUUAAGUCUUCUUAGAUACAAUACUAACUUGACAAAAAUGAAGAAUGCUUUGAUCUCAGCAUCUCAGCAACUGAAGGCUAAACUAGAGUUUUUUCACAAAAGCAUUCAGCUUGACUUGGAAAGAUACAGUGAGCAGAUGACUUAUGGGAUAUCCUCAGAAAAAAUGUUAAAAGCAUGGAAGGAAAUGGAAGAAAAGGCUAUCCACUAUGCUGAGGUAGGUGUCAUUGGAUACCUGGAGGAUCAGAUCAUGUGCCUGCACACUGAAAUCAUGGAACUACAGAAAAGCCCUUAUGGAAGACGUCAGGGAGACUUGAUGGAAUCUCUGGAACAGCGCGCCAUUGAUCUAUAUAAGCAAUUAAAGCACAGACCUUCAGAUCACACCUACAGUGACAGCACGGAGAUGGUGAAGACCAUUGUGCAUACUGUGCAGAGUCAGGACCGGGUUCUGAAGGAGCUGUUUGGUCAUCUGAGCAAGUUGUUGGGCUGUAAGCAGAAGAUUAUUGACCUGCUACCCAAGGUGGAGAUAGCCCUCAGUAACAUCAAAGAAGCUGACAGUACUGUCAUGUUUAUGCAGGGAAAAAGGCAGAAAGAAAUAUGGCAUCUCCUUAAAAUUGCCUGUACACAGAGUUCAGCUCGGUCCCCUCUAGGAUCCAGUCUAGAAGGUGCAGUAACUACCCCUCAGGCAUCUGCAUGGCUGCCCCCGACAUCAGUAGAACGUGAACAUCCUCUGUCAUGCGUGGUAACUCCUCAAGAUGGGCAGACUUUGGCACAAAUGAUAGAAGAAAAUUUGAACUGUCUUGGCCAUUUAAGCACUAUUAUUCAUGAAGUAAAUGAGGAACAGAGCAGUAGGAUGAUGAAUCUUGAUUGGAGUUGGUUAACAGAAUGACUUGCCAGUUAUUCACUGUCCCCAGACCUGUGGACGUUGUUGCCGUACAUUUUUGAAAUCCUUCUCCCAUGAAACCAUUCUUCAGACACCGUUCAUUGGAAGAAAUGGCUGUGAUCAAAAAUUACUCAUGGUUUUACAAAGGCAGUAUUCUGGUUUUGGAUAAUUUUAACCCCUGAACAGAUAGAAUUUUAUGUCUGUGAAAUUGUUUAAAUACUGCAGCUACCUAGGAAUAUCACUGCAAUUUAUUUAACUUUAAAGUUGGUAAAAUAUUACUUAUUCAACUGACUAAAAGUACCUUUUAACAUUCAACUUUUUGGCAUAAGUUAAUAACAUACAGGCCAAAAGUAAUACAUGCAGAGAGGAAAACCUCUACUGACAUGUGUUCCAAGUAAAUGUUGUCUGCCCGUGUUUCUGUGACAGACUGCUCACAAGGAAAAUUGUACUUCUUGAAGAAUAAACCCUACCUCCUUGUGUUGCACUCAACAGUGCUCUUUCUGGCAUCGUAAGGAGUUGGUUCAAUCCCAUUUUCAAUUUUAUUGCACAUUUGAAAGUAUUCCUUUCCUACAGAAGGGACUGCGCAUCUUUGCUUUUAAUACCAGUGGGCUGUCGUGUGCUAUGUGUAUAUCUUAAGUGUCCUAUGUGUAUAUGUAUUUAAGAUGUACAUUUAGUAAUAUCAGAGAGAAGAUGUCUGUUAAUUUAUAAUGUAUUUGAAAGCGUAUAUAUGUCUUUUCAUUUGUAAAAAUGGGUCAUUUGUUUCAGGAAUCAUUCAUGUCUCAUCAUACAAAUACAUAGAGGUCUGCACUCCCUCUCCUGUAAUUCCAAAAUCCAAAAAGCUCUGAAGACAAAGUUUUUCAGAAACUUGGUGACAAAACUCAUCUGCCUGCAAAUUUAAUCUGAACUGACAAUUGAGUCUACUUAUCCCAUUUAGUGUGAAUAUCCAUUUAUUUUGCUGCAGAAAUAUUAACAUGUUUGAUUAUUUGGGGACAGGGAAGGCUACUGCCACAGACCCUGCUAGGUGUUUAUGUAAUACGGUGGUAUAUGCACUGAAUUACCUUUCUAAAAUCUGAAAAUUUCAUAAUUCUGAAACAUCUGGCUCCAACGAUUUCAUGUAAAGGAUGUGGAGCUAUCAAAUGUUAAUUUAGAAGAUACUUGUUUUUAAAAAAAUGUGAAAUGCUUUUGUAUUAUAGACAGUUUUUCAUUUUGUGUAUUAAAUGAUCUUUGAACUAC
Messenger RNA from Pteronotus mesoamericanus, 3546 nucleotides. It is a transcript of the gene CHUK, whose product is annotated as component of inhibitor of nuclear factor kappa B kinase complex. Gene Ontology annotation, biological process: positive regulation of transcription by RNA polymerase II; peptidyl-serine phosphorylation; tumor necrosis factor-mediated signaling pathway. The coding region runs from base 79 to 2319 and encodes 746 amino acids. Lineage: Eukaryota; Metazoa; Chordata; Mammalia; Chiroptera; Mormoopidae. Gene Ontology annotation, molecular function: IkappaB kinase activity; ATP binding. The transcript has 21 exons. Gene Ontology annotation, cellular component: IkappaB kinase complex; cytoplasm. The record is from RefSeq and is a predicted model, not a curated record.